Erythranthe guttata (spotted monkey flower) is the source of this 1416-nucleotide messenger RNA. Its product is annotated as putative F-box/FBD/LRR-repeat protein At4g00315. The record is from RefSeq and is a predicted model, not a curated record. Lineage: Eukaryota; Viridiplantae; Streptophyta; Magnoliopsida; Lamiales; Phrymaceae.
AUGGAACAUGGCAUCAUAAAGCGCCAGAAGCAUUUGCACGGGGAGCAAAAUAAGGUCUCGAUUGAUGAUAGGCUUAGCGAUUUGCCGGAUUCGGUCCUCUGCCGCAUCCUCUCUUUUCUCCGGACAAAAGUUUCCGUAAGAACCAGCAUCCUAGCUAAAAGAUGGAGGUACGUCUGGUCUUACGUCCCCGAUUUAUAUUUCCGGAACGACAAACAGUAUGCCAUAACUCGCGUCUUAAUGCUACGUAAAGUGCAAUACAUUACUACUUUUCGCCUCGUCGAUGGAGAUGGAGAUGGCUGCAUCUUCUUCAAAGAAAAUAAGGAAAAACACGAAACCGACCUCGACAAAUACCUAACUGAUACAUGGAUUACCUUUGUCGUCGAGCGCAAUGUGAAAAGGCUUCAUCUUUCUUUUCGUUCUCGCGAUCGCGAUCACGAUCAUGUAAUACCUUGUUUACCUGUAUGCCUCUUCACCUGCAAAACCCUAGUUGAUUUGAAGCUGGAAUCCUGUGGUGUCAUCCCCACGAGAGUUACCGUGUGUUUGCCUCGACUCAAGAAGCUUCAUCUAUUGUUCGUUCGAUAUGAAGCUGAUGAGUCCAUUCCCCACCUGCUUUCCGGCUGCCCUGUUCUCGAGGAUUUGCGAAUCGAAUUAUACCCGAGUAUAGUUUACUGCCACGUAUCUUCACCUACGGUGAAAAGGCUCGUGCUCAAUUUUAUAGAAGCGAGCUGCGGUGGCAGAGCUGACAGGCUCGAGAUAAAUACCCCAUCGGUUGAAUACCUCGAGAUACGUGAUUAUUUCACGGAGCAUAUCGAAUGUGGGGCGGCGCUAACAUCCUUAACUGAAGCAGAUAUCUGUUUCGAGGACGAUUCUUAUGUCAAACAAGAUUAUUUUUAUUAUUCGCAAUCGCUGCUGAAAUUUUUCGAUACUCUUUGCAACGUCGAGCGCCUAAAAUUAGAUGUAUCGGAUUGUCCAGAGAUUAUUGAUUCAGUACUCUCUGCUUGGACUACAAGUUUCCGUAACUUAACCAAACUCGAUUUGAAAGCCGAUUGUCGUGUUCUCGCAAAGUUUCUCGAAAACGCUGAUAAUCUUGAAAUCCUUAGGUUCUUUGAGGAGUAUAACGACGAUGAAGAAAGAAGUGAAGAAAGAAAAGGGUGGAAGGAACGACCGCAACAAGUGGCCGCGUGUCUAUUAUCACAUCUUAGAAUCGUAAAGCUCGUUAACAUCAGAGGCGAAAAGCACGAGUUGGAAAUUAUAAAUUAUCUUUUGAGGAAUGCUAAAGUCUUGGAGAGGAUGGAAAUAUCGUAUCCCGAAUCCUUUGGAUCCAACAAAGAGAUUAAUAUGCUAAAGAAUAUCUCACUUUUCCACCGAGGAUCCGCAGUUUGUGAAGUUGCGUUCGGUGGUUCUUGUUGGUGGUAA